Eimeria mitis is the source of this 582-nucleotide messenger RNA. Its product is annotated as vacuolar ATP synthase subunit e, putative. Gene Ontology annotation, cellular component: proton-transporting two-sector ATPase complex, catalytic domain. NCBI's taxonomy places the organism in Eukaryota, Apicomplexa, Conoidasida, Eucoccidiorida, Eimeriidae. The coding region runs from base 1 to 582 and encodes 193 amino acids. Gene Ontology annotation, biological process: proton transmembrane transport. Gene Ontology annotation, molecular function: proton-transporting ATPase activity, rotational mechanism. The transcript is spliced from 4 exons. The record is from RefSeq and is a predicted model, not a curated record.
AUGGCGAUGGAUGACAAAGAGGCCCUUGCCCAAAUCCAGCAAAUGGUGAAGUUCAUUUUGAACGAAGCCAAAGACAAAGCUCAGGAAAUAGAGGCACGUGCAUUGGAGGAUUUUAACAUUGAGAAGCUAAAGAUUGUUCAGCAGAUGAAGGACAAGAUUCGUCAGGAGUUUGACAAAAAGGCGAAGAAGCUUGAAGUGCAGCGUUCUAUCGACCGAUCGACGGCCAUUAACAAGGCACGCCUUCGCCGAAUUGCUGCCCAAGAACAAGUGGUGAACGAAGUUUAUGCGCAGUCACAGAAGCAGCUGGCAGCCAUCUGUUCCGACAGUGCCCGGUACAAGGAGCUCCUUGUGGAUCUCAUUGUGCAGGGUUUGCUGCGCCUCUUGGAAGCUGAAGUAAUCAUCAGGUGUCGCGAAAUGGACCGGCAAGUCGUUGAAAGCAUUCUUCCGGCUGCUGCAGCAAAGUACAGCAAAAUCCUCAACGAUGAAGCGGGUCUGAAGAAAACGGUUAAACUUUCCAUUGACAAGUUGGGGCGGUACCUCCCACCCCCUCCUUCUGGUGAUAGCUCUGUGCCUUCCUGGUAA